ACUCUAGAGUGUGAGCGCGAGCGAGCGCGUGUGGACGCACGCACGAGCCGCAGAUAGGAUGGCUGCGCUCUCCGGAGCCGUUAGCGCUUAAAAACUCUGUCCCGAAGAACAGAGCGGAGUAAGAGCUGAAGGAAAGACAGACAAGAAGGAAAGAGAGAGAGACUAACGUUAGCUCGCGACAGCCGACGCCACUCGCCACUCAUUAUGCCCGCGGAGGUGAAAGAGGAGCAGAGCCCAGAAGAUCCUGUAGCUUUGCCCUCAAAGAAGCAGUCCAAAGAGCUGACUGAAGAGGUGCCGUCUGCAGAAGACAUACCGGACACACCGUCCUCUGACCUGAGCACAGUCACGUCCACCAACGGAAGCUCACAGAACACGGAGACUAACAAUGAUGAGAGCUCAGGGAUUGGGACAGAGAAGUCCUCCAGCCCUGACACUGAGUUGAACCCCCUCAGUGCCUCCAGCUCUCACGAGGAAGUUGUGCCAAAACAGCUGGAGGAAAGUAUAACUGAUGCAACAGAGACAUUUCAGACAGUAUGUGAGGGCUCCCAAGAUUCAGAGGGCAUUGCUGCUUCCAGUGCCUCAGUGGAGAAAGAAGAUGAAUGUACUUCAUCUCUGGCUGCUACAAUAACCCCCAACUCUGACACCAACACACCGUCUGACACUCCGGCUGAAAACAUCAAAGACCAGCCUGUCAGGCACAGCAGUCUUCAAAGUCCUCGGGUAGACCUCAGCAAUCAUGGCACCAUUCCACAUGGUUUCCCGUACCCCCCUUCUUACACAAACCUGCCAACCAGGAACUACUUAGAGAACUGCUAUACCCUCCCACUUCACAGAGACAGCUUUGGUCGAAUUGGAGGACCAGUGUGCAAUGGAGCAGCCAAAGGAGAUCAGGAUGGUGCUGACCUGAGGUCAGGAAUCCCUGCGAUCAGCCAUCCUAUGAUGGGAGGAACCCUCCCCUUGAGACCUACAUUGGAUCUUGCGGUUGAUGAUCACCUUGGUCCAUUACCACAUCCCUUCCUGCAGGAUCUGUACAGGAUGCAGACCCUGAUUCCUCAUAAACGUGCCAGCAUGGUCAGCCUAGACACCAUUCGCAAGGACCCUCGGUGGAGAGACCCCAACUUGCGGGAAGUCAUUGCCAUGCUUAGCCACCCAAUGGACCCUGUCAAGUCUAAUGCCGCCGCCUAUCUACAGCAUCUCUGUUACGAGAAUGACAAGGUGAAGCAGGAUGUGAGACAACUCCAUGGUAUCCCCAUAUUGGUGGGGUUGCUGGACCACCCCAAAGCUGAGGUGUACCGCAAGGCCUGUGGAGCCCUGAGGAAUAUUUCCUUUGGCAGGGAUCACUUCAACAAGGUGGCCAUCAAGAACAGCGAUGGCAUUCCCACACUAAUGAGGCUGCUGAGAAAGACCAGUGACAUGGAGGUCCGAGAGUUAGUUACAGGAACACUGUGGAACCUCUCAUCUCACGAACCCCUGAAGAUGGUCAUUAUCAACCAUGGGCUUCAGACACUGACUGAUGAGAUCAUCAUCCCACACUCGGGUUUAAGAGGGGAUCCCAAUGACCCUUCCAGACCAGGAGCUCCAGAAUGGACCACAGUUUUCAAGAACACAUCUGGAUGUUUAAGGAAUGUGAGUUCAGAUGGGGCUGAGGCUCGUCAGCAGAUGCGUGAGUGUGAGGGACUUGUGGAUGCUCUGCUCCAUGCCCUUUACUCCGCUGUGGCUAGGAGGGAUAUGAAUAACAAGUCUGUCGAGAACUGCGUCUGCAUUCUACGUAAUCUAUCCUACCAUGUGCACAAAGAGGUUCCAGGGGCAGAGAAAUUUUACAGCACCCCAACUAUCCAGACCACAAAGCCAAGGAGCCACCAGAAAAAAAAAGACGUGCCCGAUUGUUUUGGUGGACGUAGUACCAAAGAGGAGUGGUUCAAUCAGUGCCGGAAACACGGAACGAGCGACAAAACAAACAGCACUUUGGACAUGCCCAAGCGCACACUCCCGACGAAAGGUCUGGAGCUGCUCUACCAGCCGGAGGUUGUGAGGCUGUAUUUGUCACUCCUUAAGCUGAGCCACAACCAGAACACUCUGGAGGCGGCCGCAGGGGCCCUCCAAAACCUGUCUGCAGGACUAUGGGCUUGGUCUAAUUACAUCCGAGCGACUGUACGUAAAGAGAAAGGCCUGCCUAUUCUGGUUGAGCUACUCCAUUCAGAUGCAGAUAAAGUGGUGAGGGCUAUUGCUAUUGCCCUCCGUAACCUGGCCAUUGACCACAAAAACAAAGAUCUCAUUGGGAGCUACGCCAUGAGGGACCUGGUCAGCAAUCUGCCCAGCGGCCAGCAACGUCCUGCCAAAAACCUGGAAGAGGACACAGUGGUUGCAAUCCUCAACACCAUACACGAGAUCAUCACUGACAACCUGGAGAAUGCUCGCUUCCUUAUUCAGGGUCAGGGGAUCCAGAAGCUGGUGGCCAUAAACAAGACAAGCCAGUCUGUGAGAGAGAACAAAGCAGCAUCGCAUGUACUCCAGACUGUGUGGGCCUACAAAGAUUUAAGGCACACACUGACCAAGGGAGGCUGGAAUAAAUCUCACUUUAAGCCAGCAGUGUCUGGAGUACCCAAAAAGCAGAAGAAUGCAAAGCUAGGCAAUGAUGACAUCACACUGCCCUUAAUGGAAAAAAACCAAGAUGGAUACUGCAGCACUGAUCAGAGUGACAGAGUUGGAGACGGACCAUGCCAUAUGAUAGAGCGGGAAACCUUCCAGGGGGUAAAUGAUAAGCGACAUUUCAUCAGGACUAGUAGGCCAGCUGUUGGCUUAGUGGAACGCACUCCUCAACCCUUGGACUCUUGGGUCUGAUGCCCCAUCUGAUGGAAGUACAACAUUGGUGAGAUAUUGGCAUCACUGGAUCUGUACUAACCAUAAAUUCAGCUGAAGUCAUGGUUUGUGAAAGAGAAGAAAGUAAGGUGUACCACAGAUUUUAUUCCAGCAUCUUUAGAAAGCAGAAAAUUGACUAUUUUUUUUUUUGUUUUUUUGUUUUUUUUGGAGAACUUGACUGAUUGUGCCUGUGUUUUUUUUUCUUUCCAUGCAGUGUUUUGCUCUCCUGCUAAAAUAUUCUAUGUUUUUAACACCCCCGGCUCCAUUAUUCCUGAAUACCGUACAGAUAUUAUAUGAUCCCAAUACUGGUUAAUAUUUGAUUACAAACCAUAUCCUUGUAUUAUUUCAUUUUUGUCAGCAAGACAUAUUGUAUAAUAGUGCUAAUAUUCUUUAACUGUAUGCAACAUAGACCAGUAUUCUAUCUUGUUUUUUAUGUACAGCAAAGAGAUGCAACCAGCGUAUAUUAUGGAUAUUAAAUGUGACUAGCAGUCUAUGAAAAUCACAGACAAAAGUCAUUGUGCCAUAUUAGUCAAACAAGUAAUUCUUACUUGAUUGAAUUGCUUCUUCAUUGUCAGUGUUUUAACUGCUUGACAAUAAAAGGCUUUUUAUCA
Molecule: messenger RNA, 3470 nt
Organism: Pangasianodon hypophthalmus (striped catfish)
Lineage: Eukaryota; Metazoa; Chordata; Actinopteri; Siluriformes; Pangasiidae
Gene: arvcfa
Product: ARVCF delta catenin family member a
Exons: 17
Coding region: 205-2841 (878 amino acids)
Biological process (GO): cell-cell junction assembly; cell-cell adhesion
Cellular component (GO): plasma membrane; nucleus; cytoplasm
Molecular function (GO): cadherin binding
Source: RefSeq, a predicted model, not a curated record